Molecule: messenger RNA, 2229 nt
Organism: Schistosoma curassoni
Lineage: Eukaryota; Metazoa; Platyhelminthes; Trematoda; Strigeidida; Schistosomatidae
Source: the annotation of a GenBank genome assembly
GGAUAAUGUAUGGCGCGUGCUUCGAAGUUGAUUUUACAGUUGGUCGUUCAUGUGGGUAGAUUCGACCGGUGAACGGCCUUUGAGUAAUGGUAAAGUGACCUCGAAAAAGCUACACUAAUGGUAAGGAGUAAAAUUGUUGAGCGCGUUAACGUCGAAAAUUGUCUCUAAAUUUUCAUCAGGCUUGUUGGGUUAAGGUCCGGUAAACCCUGGGCAUGGAUGCAGUAUGCUUGACCCGAUUUUAUUAACCUAUGCCAUAGGUGGCGUUAACUAAACAAAGGGUGAGAAGCGCAAUCUGUAAGUAAAAAACAUGUCGGUUUGGAGUAUUUGAUCACAGAUAUCUUCAAGACAUUAGGCUCAUACAAUGGAACAGCCAAAUAAAGAUUUCUGAGACUGGCCUCGACGUUCUGAGAAAACAUAGCGAGUCGAUUGGUUUUGUGAGGAAUUUUCGUCAACUAAGAUGGUUAGGAUGUGUGUUACGUUUGACCAACCACCUCAUACCGCAAAGCCUGGUUUGUCCAAAGUGUAAAUAGAUCUGCAGAAUACUAGGAGCUGCCAAACCAAGACAUGGCAUCAUUCCAUCAAGUAAUUGACCAUUCAUCAGCCGUGUUGGUACAUGCAUACUAUUUGGUUGGGGUUUGCGCAGUCACUUGUUGAAAAUGUCGGAUGACGUGACUUGGAAUCGGUCACAACUGCGUAGGUAGACCUAAUCUUUGUCUUCUUCCAGUAUUAUUUUCACAAAUCUUGUUUCGCGAAAUUAGCCACGUCCUAACCUUAUUCUUAUACGUCUGGUAUUUUGUUUUAUGUGGUACUGUUAUUGUUUUUUAUUCUUUUGCUAUCUUUAUGGUUCAUUUUGUCCAUUGAUAUUGUAGUAGGGAAACUCAUAAUGACGAACAUUUGGUACUCACAAAUCGAUUAUAUUUUAUCAAAAAUAACCGAAUUCUUGUUCAUAGUGGAAACUAAAAAACAGUUCUCUUUAAAGAUUAUCUCAGCAUAAAAUAAUACUCAUUUUUUACUUAACCGAAGGGCAUAUUUAGUUUUAUCUGUAGUUGCAGGAAUUUUUAAGGCAGCGACUACCUUUUGCAGAUCCCAAGCAUGACAAAGAAUGUGAUAAAACUGAUGAACUGAAGACAUGUAGUGGUCAAGAUUACUGAGUCAUAUCCAGAAAUUUAAUUAUUGGCCACGUUAUGUAGCUCGCUUGAUCAGGUUCCGUCCUGUUUAUCGAAAAGAACUUCUAGGUUGGCGUUUUGAAACGGAUCAUAUGUUUCAACGGCCCAACUCUCUACCAAAUGAAAAAAAAGAAGAAAAAUAUCUACCGAUUUGGCAUUUUUCUGAGAAACCCCCUUGGAACGUUGCUAACCGCAUAUCCGAAUUCCCAUAUCCGAAUGUAACUUGGUGCGUUAUUCAUCCGAAUGGUCGCAAAGAAGCACGAAAGUUGCAACCUAUGCUACCUGAAGACCAAUUGAUUUUUAAAGGUGAUCGUGUCCAAAUACUGUGUGGCCCGGAUAAAGGAAGAGUUGGUAUUGUUUCUUCAGUCUUAAAAAUCAGACGCUUGGUCUAUGUGGAUGGACUUAAUUAUCGUUUAACAGCUCUUAAAAAAUAUGAUUCUUUAAAAAGAAGCGAGGACCCGUUAGAUAUUGAUACCCAGGUUGCUCUUUUGGAUCCAUCAAAUAAUGAACCUUGCAAGUGCUCCUGGCGGUACACUGAAGAGGGAAAUCGGGUCCGUGUUUCCCUACAAACAGGUCAUGUAAUCCCUCUACCAGCUGCAGCCAGACAUUUAGAUGACUUAACCGAUCCUAAAACAGCUGUUGCCAGUUCAAAAGAUACUUGUGAACCAGUUGUUUGUAAUGUAUCCCUCAAGUCUCUCACUUCGACAUCAGAUGUCAAUUUCGAAAAGAGUUUGCUCAAGGAUUUAAAGUUAAAGGACGAUUGUCUUAAGCAAACUCCUACAUAUUGGUAUUGAUUUCCGUCAAUUAAAGACCAUGUUUAGUCUGUCCGUUUAUCCAAUUUUCGCCUUCUUUUAAAGAGCUUUCAAUUGAGUUAUCUGAUUUCUAAUAAGUUCAGCGGAAUCUUUCAUUUUUAUUUGGAAAUCCAAAGUUGUAUCUCCUUUAUAUUAUAUAAGUGAACCAUAACUUGGAAAAUAUCAGACACUAUUAAAGAGAAUACGAAGUGGGCUUCAUCAGUAUUUGGCAUAAACUGUUAUUAAAACCAAUCAAUCACUUACGUAGACAG